Aureobasidium musti is the source of this 225-nucleotide messenger RNA. The record is from the annotation of a GenBank genome assembly. NCBI's taxonomy places the organism in Eukaryota, Fungi, Ascomycota, Dothideomycetes, Dothideales, Saccotheciaceae.
AUGUUCAAAUCAGUCGCCCGCCAGACAGCAAGGCAACUGGGCUCACGAGGCUCUGCUGCUGCAGUUGCUCGUCGCUAUGCACAUGCCCCUGUGGCCUUUGACUGGACGGACCCUCUGGGUGCCAGCAACAUGUUCACUGAAGAAGAAUUGGCUAUUUCAGAAACAGCCGAAUCCUACUGUCAAGAACGCAUGCUUCCUCGUGUGCUAGGUGCGUCUCACGCUUGA